AUGGCGGCCUCACCCAGCCCACACGGCUCUGUUCAGAGCCACCAACUGUUCCACAAGGGAGCCGAACACCUGCCGGCGCAUGGCAGAAGUCGCCCAGCCGCACCCGCAGCCGCUCCGGUCGCUCCGGCUAAAGCACCGAAGAAGAAAUCCACCAAGCCCAGCAAGAAGACCGGUCCCAGCACCAAAGCCAUCCUGAAGGCCGUGUCCGCCUCCCAGGACCGGAAAGGUAUGUCUUACGUCGGCCAGAAAGCGCUGGCUGCCGGUGGCUACGACUGGAACGCAAGGGAGUCCACGUCAGACGCUCCCGUCAAGAGUCUGCUGACGGCCGCAGUGGUGCAGACCUCGGGGUCAGGCGUGUCCGGAUCCUUCAAGGCUGCCAAGGUGGAGAAGAUCAAGAAGGCAGCCAAGAAAUCCGCCGUCAAAGCCACCAGUCACCAGCAAGAAGGCCACCGUCAAGAAGCCCAAAGUCAAGACCACACCCAAGACCAAAGCUGCUACACCAAAGAAGAAGCAGUCCGUCAAGAAGGUGACAAAGAGCCCGCCAAGAGGCGCGCCCCAAGAAGGCUGCUGCUGCUGCCCCCAAGAAGGCUGCGCUGCCCCCAGAAGGCUGCUGCUGCUGCCCCAAGAAAAGUGCAAAAGGCGUGA
Molecule: messenger RNA, 645 nt
Organism: Larimichthys crocea (large yellow croaker)
Lineage: Eukaryota; Metazoa; Chordata; Actinopteri; Sciaenidae
Product: histone H1
Biological process (GO): nucleosome assembly
Cellular component (GO): nucleosome
Molecular function (GO): structural constituent of chromatin; DNA binding
Source: RefSeq, a predicted model, not a curated record